Messenger RNA from Condylura cristata (star-nosed mole), 773 nucleotides. It is a transcript of the gene HMGB3, whose product is annotated as high mobility group box 3. Gene Ontology annotation, cellular component: nucleus. The transcript has 5 exons. NCBI's taxonomy places the organism in Eukaryota, Metazoa, Chordata, Mammalia, Eulipotyphla, Talpidae. Bases 142 to 756 code for a protein of 204 amino acids. Gene Ontology annotation, molecular function: DNA binding, bending. The record is from RefSeq and is a predicted model, not a curated record. Gene Ontology annotation, biological process: regulation of transcription by RNA polymerase II.
ACGAAGUGACAGAUUGCAGCGAACGUAGUGGGAGGGUGGGCUGGCUGCUCACUUGCCAGCUCACCCUUCUCGCAAAAGCCAUUUUAUCAGGCAGACCCGCCAACAAUAGCGAAAUGUCCGGUGCUGCCUGUUCACGUCAGGAUGGCUAAAGGUGACCCCAAGAAACCAAAGGGCAAGAUGUCCGCCUACGCCUUCUUCGUGCAGACCUGCCGGGAGGAGCAUAAGAAGAAAAACCCGGAGGUCCCUGUCAAUUUCGCAGAGUUUUCCAAGAAGUGCUCGGAGAGGUGGAAGACAAUGUCUGGGAAGGAGAAGUCUAAAUUUGAUGAAAUGGCAAAGGCGGACAAAGUGCGCUAUGAUCGGGAAAUGAAGGACUACGGACCAGCAAAGGGUGGCAAGAAGAAGAAGGACCCCAAUGCCCCCAAACGGCCACCGUCUGGGUUCUUCCUGUUCUGUUCAGAAUUCCGUCCGAAGAUCAAAUCCACGAACCCGGGCAUCUCGAUCGGCGACGUGGCAAAGAAGCUGGGCGAGAUGUGGAAUAACUUAAGUGACAGCGAAAAGCAGCCGUACAACAACAAGGCAGCGAAGCUGAAGGAGAAGUACGAGAAGGACGUCGCUGACUAUAAGUCGAAAGGAAAGUUUGAUGGCGCCAAGGGUCCUGCUAAAGUUGCCAGGAAAAAGGUGGAAGAAGACGACGAAGACGAUGAGGAGGAAGAGGAAGAAGAGGAGGAGGAGGAGGAGGAGGAGGAGGAUGAAUAAAAAACUGUUGCUCUGUC